UCUAGCUUAUUUGCUAUAGGUUGUUGUCUGCGGUUUUCCUCUCCUCCUGAGACAGCCGGCUGGGUGGGAACACAGCGGCCGCCGCGCUGCUAUUGAUUAGUUAACACAAAACAAACACAGUGUUAAAGUCUCAUUAGCAUGCAGCUAACUAGAUAUAAAAAGACGCCUAGCGCCCAUGGCUUUAGGUUCACCGCCACACCGACGACACAGCAUGCAGGUCCUCCCUCGAUCCCUGGUCCUCAUCACCGUGUUCGGGAUUUUGGUCCUCACUAGUGUUGCUGGGAUGAACAUUGGUCGAGCUGAACUCGAGGAACAAGCCAGAUUUGAUAACCAAGUCAUAUUACACAAUUUCAUAAAGCAGUACCUUCGUUACCAACAGGCCGGCCCUGACAUAGCCGAUGGAAACGUGUUAUGGGGUUUGUUGUAUGGUAACCCAUCUACCUUGUACGAUUCUGGUUUGGCCUUGAAGAAGAGGCAGGAUGAAGCGUGGAAUUCUGGGCCCGCCAGGAAGCGAUCGACUGGCGCCAAGCGCCAACAAGCCUGGCACGUCAACUACGGGAAACGGUAUAGACACUUGUCUGACGUCAAAGGAAACCAAGGGUGGUAUUUUGGGUACGGGAAGCGAGUUACAAGCGAAGAGGAGCCGUUUGGUGCUGGUAGAUGGCCGUCUGCUUCCAUGGUCCUACACCCUCCGUGGUACGACUAUGGGAACAAGUUAAAGGCAAACCAGUUUGUUGACAAUGCUAAAAGGCAACAGGCUUGGCACACGUCUUACGGUAAGAGGCAGCAAGCCUGGCAUAACCCGUACGGUUAACUGACAAAUGAUCGUUUCACGAUUUGUUUUGUUCUUGUUUUUGUCAAAUGUCAAUU
This is a messenger RNA of Gigantopelta aegis, 870 nucleotides long. RefSeq lists its product as uncharacterized. The record is from RefSeq and is a predicted model, not a curated record. Lineage: Eukaryota; Metazoa; Mollusca; Gastropoda; Neomphalida; Peltospiridae. The transcript has 2 exons. The coding region runs from base 176 to 814 and encodes 212 amino acids.